Messenger RNA from Perognathus longimembris pacificus (Pacific pocket mouse), 1099 nucleotides. It is a transcript of the gene Tfpt, whose product is annotated as TCF3 fusion partner. Bases 300 to 1061 code for a protein of 253 amino acids. Gene Ontology annotation, molecular function: DNA binding. Lineage: Eukaryota; Metazoa; Chordata; Mammalia; Rodentia; Heteromyidae. Gene Ontology annotation, cellular component: Ino80 complex. The transcript is spliced from 6 exons. Gene Ontology annotation, biological process: apoptotic process; positive regulation of apoptotic process; apoptotic signaling pathway. The record is from RefSeq and is a predicted model, not a curated record.
GCUGGGAUUCCAGUCCGCGGGAGACGGGGGGCUGCUACGCGCGUGAGGUGUCGCGACGAGAGUAAAGGCGGUGGCGACGCAGACGACGCUGCCUUAGACAAAGAAGCAAGGACUUGACAACCGGACUGGGGGGAGGGGGGAAAACGGGAGGAAGAAGCCGGGGACACAGAACUACAACUCCCAGAAGGCGCCGGGCUUGCGGGGCCGAAAAGCCCGACGGGACGGGUAGUUUUGCGCACGGCCCUACCUGGAGGCCGGCGGCUGAAGUCCUGAGAUUUGGGUCGCCGGGAGUGGGGGAGAUGGAGCUGGAGCAGAGGGAGGGGACCAUGGCAGCCGUGGGCUUCGAAGAGUUCUCAGCACCACCGGGCUCGGAGCUGGCGCUGCCCCCGCUCUUCGGCGGCCACAUCUUGGAGAGCGAGCUGGAGACCGAAGUGGAGUUCGUGUCGGGCGGUCUGGGCGGCUCGGGGCUCCGAGAGCGGGACGAGGAAGAGGAGGCAGCCCGGGGUCGGCGGCGCCGCCAGCGGGAACUGAACCGCCGGAAGUACCAAGCCCUGGGCCGGCGCUGCCGGGAGAUCGAGCAGGUAAACGAGCGCGUCUUGAACAGGCUCCAUCAGGUGCAGAGGAUAACUCGGAGGCUCCAGCAGGAGCGCAGGUUCCUCAUGAGGGUCCUGGACUCCUAUGGCGAUGACUACCGGGCCAGCCAGUUUACCAUCGUGUUAGAGGACGAGGGCAGCCAGGGCACAGAUGCCCCCACCCCAGGCAAUGCUGAGAAUGAGCCUCCAGAGAGAGAGGGGCUGUCCCCACCCAGAAGGACUCCUGUACCCCCAGAAUCCAGCAGCCCAGCCCCUGGUGAGGGGUCUAGUGGGAGGAAGAGGCGGAAGCCACCUCGGGAAGGAGGCCGAGCAGGAGCAGCGCUGACUCCGGAUCUGGCACCUGUGCAGAUUAAGGUUGAGGAAGACUUUGGCUUUGAAGCAGAUGAGGCCCUGGAUUCAAGUUGGGUUUCUCGGGGUCCAGACAAACUGCUGCCCUACCCUACCCUGGCCAGCCCACCCUUUGACUAAUCCCACUCCAAUAAAUGACAUCAUCCCCCCCAGCUGCC